AUGGUGACUCUUCUGCUAGAGCAGGUCCCGAAUUUCAAGGGAACUUGGUUCGAAUGUCUGGGGGACCUAGCGCGCUAUCGUAUGGCAGUGAAGGAUACAGAUGUCACGGUCCGCGAUGUAUGGGCAGAGGUUUCUAGGUAUUGGUACAAUCAGUAUCUCGAUCAACGUUCUGAACCCGGCCGAAUCCAGCAUCACCUUGCCGUCCUCUCUCGCUCGGAUACUUUGCAGCGGUUCUUCUACUACUCGAAAGCAUUGCUCAGCGUGGACCCAUUUGCAAAUGCGCGUGAGAGCAUGAUUCAGCUGUUCAACCCUAUCCUAAGUGCACCCGCUGACAGACACACACUCACCACUUCGUUUGUGGAUGCCCAUGGUGUUCUUUUCUUGCGCAUGCCAAGUGAGCAGUUUGAUGCUCAGUCAAAGUUCCUCCUUGUGAAUCUUCGCCAGGAGGUUAGCUGGUUAGCAAUAUUGCAAUAUGGGGAAGAAAAUGGAGCUUUCGCUGCGGACUUCGUUCACGAUCCGAGUACUUCCACUACAGACGCCUAUGUCAAUACCAAGCAGUGGGCAUCCACAACAGCACCUAUCGACUUAAACAGACAUUGCUACACCGACUUCUCAUCUCAAUUUGCAUUCCGUGCCAGCUCUCUCGCUUUCCACACCCUGAUCGUCAUCCUUGGCCAAGCCAGCGAGCCAAGUAUGCACCCAGCCUUGCAUGACUUUUGGCAUUCCUGUGGUGCCUCUCACUCCAUCCAACAGCCAUGCAACGACUCGAGCCGCUAG
Penicillium canescens is the source of this 777-nucleotide messenger RNA. RefSeq lists its product as uncharacterized. The transcript is spliced from 2 exons. Gene Ontology annotation, biological process: nuclear-transcribed mRNA catabolic process, nonsense-mediated decay. Gene Ontology annotation, molecular function: protein binding; telomeric repeat DNA binding; telomerase RNA binding. Gene Ontology annotation, cellular component: telomerase holoenzyme complex. Lineage: Eukaryota; Fungi; Ascomycota; Eurotiomycetes; Eurotiales; Aspergillaceae. The record is from RefSeq and is a predicted model, not a curated record. Bases 1 to 777 code for a protein of 258 amino acids.